AUGGCUGUCUGAAUCGGCAGCGGCUGGAAGAGACAGAGAGGCAGGGAGGGAGGGAGAAAGAACUGGAGGGAUUGCUGGCAUAGUGCAUGUUUUUAAAUGUGCAUCAGACCCGAUGAAGCCAAGGCUGGCAUUUUUCUGGGAUCCCGGGACUGGUUUAGCUGCAUUUUUGCUGGGAUUAAGAGAGGAAAGAAAUGGGAAAUUCACUGGGCUGUGUUAAGGAGCCGAAAGAGUCAAUAGCUAUUUCAGAGAAGGCUCCCAUAUCUCCUAAGAAAAGGGUUCGGCUCAAAAAGAAGUGGAAGGGGAAGAAAAUCCCUACUCUGCGGGCAUCUCACAAGAAAGAACCCUUGGACGGAGCUGGAGUCACUGAAGAGACUGAAACCCCAAGGAAGUUAACAGUGAGUCUCCAGCAGGAGGACCGAGUGGGAGGGGCGGAGCAUCCCCCCUCAGACAUUUUGCUGCCUGGGGACUCAGCCCAGAACUCACAGGUGGGUGACUGCGGAAUGAUUGUGCAGGUGAAAGAGAGAUUCCAAGGGGAGAUUCAGACUGCCCACCUUUUGUUAGAGAAUGAGGCAUCCGUUGCUGGAGAGGUCUGGGAUUCCCUGGAAGAGGGGAUGACUGUCAUUGCUCACCUGCUCGAUAACCCGGCAGAGAGGAACUGUGAGCGAUCAGUGAGCCAACUGGUGGAAUUUCCACGGACAGCGUCCUGCAGCAGUAGGGCCGUGCUGCUGCCUUUGCAAGGAGAAACUGCAGUGGCAAGGGGAGGUGUUCAGCUUGGAUUUCGGUGUAGCACUUCGCCUGGGAGAGACUACCCCAGUGACACAAGAAAUCAGGACCAACUUUCAGAAGGCUGGAGUAUCGGGGAAGGAACCAAUAGUUUUUUGAGAGCCCCUCAGACGGGUUCCCAGACUGCCCAAAGUUCUGUUCCUUCAUCGCUGCUGGGCCAGUCAGCAGGCUCUAGAUGCACAGAUACUGCCCAGGUGGGUCAAGUGACCCCUCUGGGCCCCAGAUUACCUCCUUCUCAGAGUGAUUUGUCCAUGACUGUGAGUGUUUUGCCCUCAUCCUCUGGCUAUGGCAGUGAUGGGCUGCACUUACAUGGGAUCCAGCCUAAAUGUGCAGAACCUGAGAAGAGCUCUACAUCCUUCUCAGAAGAGGAUGGCACUCUUUCUUUGGAGGUCAGCCACACGCCCUCGUGGGGUCUGGAGGAGGUAGGUGGGCAUGCUCAAAGCCAGUCUAACCACUACUUGGAUUCUUGGCCCUCCAGCCUAUUAAAAUGGAUUGUGGUAAGCAGUGAGAAUCCUGAAGCUCUUCAGAUCUCCCCACACCCCCCGGACCAUACUGACUGCUGAGGCUUGGCAAGCAGAAUCUAUUUCA
This is a messenger RNA of Chinchilla lanigera (long-tailed chinchilla), 1371 nucleotides long. RefSeq lists its product as uncharacterized. The transcript has a single exon. Bases 192 to 1346 code for a protein of 384 amino acids. The record is from RefSeq and is a predicted model, not a curated record. Lineage: Eukaryota; Metazoa; Chordata; Mammalia; Rodentia; Chinchillidae.